GCCUGGCACCCAAGAAGGCUGAGGACAAGCGGCCGUACACCAGCAUAUUGUACGGGAACGGGCCGGGCUACGCCAUCGCGAACGGGAGCCGUCCGGACGUGAGCAGCCUGCCCAUCGAGGACAAGGAUUACCGGCAGCAGGCGGCCGUGCCCCUGGACACCGAGACCCACGCCGGUGAGGACGUCGCUAUAAUGGCCAAGGGCCCCAUGGCCCACCUCUUCCACGGGGUGCAGGAGCAGAACUACGUGGCCCACGUCCUGGCAUACGCCGGCUGCCUGGAGCCCUACCACGCGGGCCCCGAGUGCCCGGCACCGAACGGCAGGUCAGGCAGCCUGGGCCUUGGCCAGCCCCCCAGCCUCCUGCUCCUUGCCCUGGGGGUGGCCUCCCUCCUGCUGAGGAUGUGA
Messenger RNA from Terrapene triunguis (Three-toed box turtle), 404 nucleotides. Its product is annotated as alkaline phosphatase, germ cell type-like. Gene Ontology annotation, cellular component: plasma membrane. The record is from RefSeq and is a predicted model, not a curated record. Gene Ontology annotation, biological process: dephosphorylation. Lineage: Eukaryota; Metazoa; Chordata; Testudines; Emydidae. The transcript has 2 exons. Gene Ontology annotation, molecular function: alkaline phosphatase activity. The annotation marks the transcript as partial.